This is a messenger RNA of Orcinus orca (killer whale), 8552 nucleotides long. RefSeq names its product unc-13 homolog A (gene UNC13A). The record is from RefSeq and is a predicted model, not a curated record. Gene Ontology annotation, molecular function: phospholipid binding; calcium ion binding; syntaxin-1 binding. Gene Ontology annotation, biological process: presynaptic dense core vesicle exocytosis; neuromuscular junction development; synaptic vesicle priming. NCBI's taxonomy places the organism in Eukaryota, Metazoa, Chordata, Mammalia, Artiodactyla, Delphinidae. The transcript is spliced from 44 exons. Bases 158 to 5284 code for a protein of 1708 amino acids. Gene Ontology annotation, cellular component: terminal bouton; synaptic vesicle membrane; neuromuscular junction.
AGGAGCUGUCCGCGCCCCCGGUGCUGAACCAAGAUGGCAGGCGGCGGAGGCCGGGCCCCGGCGUGAGCUGAGCGCGGGCUGCAGCCCCCGCCAUGCCCCAACCCAGCGGCAGCUAAGGCCGACCUGACAGAGCCGGCCCGCCGGCGACUCUGGAGACAUGUCUCUACUAUGCGUUGGAGUCAAAAAAGCCAAGUUUGAUGGUGCCCAAGAGAAAUUCAAUACAUAUGUGACCCUGAAGGUGCAGAAUGUCAAGAGCACGACCAUUGCCGUACGGGGCAGCCAGCCCAGCUGGGAGCAGGAUUUCAUGUUUGAAAUUAACCGCCUGGAUUUGGGGCUGACGGUGGAGGUAUGGAACAAGGGUCUCAUCUGGGACACGAUGGUGGGCACUGUGUGGAUCCCUCUGCGGACCAUCCGCCAGUCCAACGAAGAGGGCCCCGGAGAGUGGCUGACCCUGGACUCUCAGGUCAUCAUGGCGGACAGUGAGAUCUGCGGCACUAAGGACCCCACCUUCCACCGCAUCCUCCUUGACACCCGCUUUGAACUGCCCUUAGACAUCCCUGAGGAGGAGGCACGCUACUGGGCCAAGAAGCUGGAGCAGCUGAAUGCCAUGCGGGACCAGGAUGAGUAUUCAUUCCAGGAUGAACAAGACAAGCCUCUUCCUGUCCCCAGCAGCCAGUGUUGCAACUGGAAUUAUUUUGGCUGGGGUGAGCAGCAGAAUGAUGACCCUGACAGUGCAGUAGAUGAUCGUGACAGUGACUACCGCAGCGAGACAAGCAACAGCAUCCCGCCACCCUAUUACACUACGUCCCAGCCCAAUGCCUCGGUCCACCAAUAUUCUGUCCGACCACCACCCCUGGGUUCCCGGGAAUCCUACAGUGACUCCAUGCACAGUUAUGAGGAGUUCUCUGAGCCGCGGGCCCUCAGCCCCACAGGCAGCAGCCGUUACGCCUCCUCAGGGGAGCUGAGUCAGGGCAGUUCGCAGCUGAGCGAGGACUUUGACCCGGAUGAACAGAGCCUACGGGGCUCUGAGCUGGAAGACGAGCGGGACCGGGACUCCUACCACUCCUGCCACAGCUCGGUCAGCUACCACAAGGAUUCGCCACGCUGGGACCAGGAUGAAGAUGAGCUGGAUGAGGAGCUGGACGAAGAGCUGGAUGAAGACCUGGAGGACUUCUUGGAGGAGGAGGAGCUGCCUGAGGACGAGGAAGAGCUAGAGGACGAGGAGGAGGUGCCGGAUGACAUCCAAGGCUACACUGAGCGCGAGGAGGUGGCCGUGGCCGAGCCCAAGGACUUCAAGCGUGUCAGCCUUCCACCUGCCACCCCCAAGAAGGAGGACAAGGCCCCAGCCGUGCCCACCGAGGUCCCCGACAUAGCCAAGGUGGCCCCUGAGCAAGCCGCCCCUGAGGAGGCACCUGCAGCUGAGCAGGAGCCUCAGCCUGAGCCCCCCAGGGCUGAGGAGAGGCCACGAGAAGAUGAGGAAGGCCAACAGGGUCAGGACUCCAUGUCUAGGGCCAAGGCCAACUGGCUGCGAGCCUUCAACAAAGUGCGGCUGCAGCUGCAGGAGGCCCGGGGAGAAGGAGAGAUGUCCAAAUCCCUGUGGUUCAAAGGCGGCCCUGGCGGCGGUCUCAUCAUCAUCGACAGCAUGCCAGACAUCCGCAAGAGGAAGCCUAUCCCACUCGUGAGCGACCUGGCCAUGUCUCUGGUGCAGUCCAGAAAAGCAGGCAUCACCUCGGCCUUGGCAUCCAGCACUUUGAACAACGAAGAGCUGAAAAACCACGUUUACAAGAAGACCUUGCAAGCCUUAAUCUACCCCAUCUCGUGCACGACGCCGCACAACUUCGAGGUGUGGACGGCCACCACACCCACCUAUUGCUACGAGUGUGAGGGGCUAUUGUGGGGCAUCGCGCGGCAGGGUAUGCGCUGUACCGAGUGCGGUGUCAAGUGCCACGAGAAGUGCCAGGACCUGCUCAACGCAGACUGUCUGCAGCGGGCGGCGGAGAAGAGCUCCAAGCACGGGGCGGAGGACCGGACGCAGAACAUCAUCAUGGUGCUCAAGGACCGCAUGAAGAUCCGGGAGCGCAACAAGCCCGAGAUCUUCGAGCUCAUCCAGGAGAUCUUCGCGGUGACCAAGACCGCGCACACGCAGCAGAUGAAGGCCGUCAAGCAGAGCGUGCUGGAUGGAACGUCCAAGUGGUCGGCCAAGAUCAGCAUUACCGUGGUCUGUGCCCAGGGCUUGCAGGCAAAGGACAAGACGGGAUCCAGUGACCCCUACGUCACCGUCCAGGUCGGGAAGACCAAGAAACGGACAAAAACCAUCUAUGGAAACCUGAACCCCGUGUGGGAGGAGAACUUCCACUUUGAAUGUCACAACUCCUCGGACCGAAUCAAGGUGCGUGUCUGGGAUGAGGACGAUGACAUCAAAUCUCGCGUGAAGCAGCGGUUCAAGAGGGAAUCCGAUGACUUCCUGGGGCAGACGAUCAUCGAGGUGCGGACACUCAGUGGCGAGAUGGACGUGUGGUACAACCUGGACAAGCGGACUGACAAAUCUGCUGUGUCGGGUGCCAUCCGGCUACACAUCAGUGUGGAGAUCAAAGGCGAGGAGAAGGUGGCCCCCUACCACGUCCAGUAUACCUGUUUGCACGAGAACCUGUUCCACUUCGUGACAGACGUACAGAACAACGGGGUCGUGAAGAUCCCAGAUGCCAAGGGUGACGACGCCUGGAAGGUUUACUACGAUGAGACAGCCCAGGAGAUUGUGGACGAGUUUGCCAUGCGCUAUGGCGUCGAGUCCAUCUACCAAGCCAUGACCCACUUUGCCUGCCUCUCCUCCAAGUACAUGUGUCCUGGGGUGCCUGCCGUCAUGAGCACCCUGCUUGCCAACAUCAACGCCUAUUACGCGCACACCACCGCCUCCACCAACGUGUCUGCCUCUGACCGCUUCGCAGCCUCCAACUUUGGGAAAGAACGCUUUGUGAAGCUCUUGGACCAGCUGCAUAACUCCUUGCGGAUUGACCUCUCCAUGUAUCGGAAUAACUUCCCAGCCAGCAGCCCGGAGAGACUCCAGGACCUCAAAUCCACAGUGGAUCUUCUCACCAGCAUCACCUUCUUUCGGAUGAAGGUGCAAGAACUGCAGAGCCCACCCCGAGCCAGCCAGGUGGUGAAGGACUGUGUGAAAGCCUGCCUCAACUCCACUUAUGAAUACAUCUUCAACAAUUGUCAUGAACUCUACAGUCGAGAGUACCAGACUGACCCGGCCAAGAAGGGGGAAGUUCCCCCAGAGGAGCAGGGCCCCAGCAUCAAGAACCUCGACUUCUGGUCCAAGUUGAUCACUCUCAUAGUGUCCAUCAUUGAGGAAGACAAGAAUUCCUACACUCCCUGCCUCAACCAGUUUCCCCAGGAAUUGAACGUGGGUAAAAUCAGCGCUGAAGUGAUGUGGAAUCUGUUUGCCCAGGAUAUGAAGUACGCAAUGGAGGAGCACGAUAAGCAUCGCCUAUGCAAGAGUGCUGAUUACAUGAACCUCCACUUCAAGGUCAAAUGGCUCUACAAUGAGUAUGUGACAGAGCUUCCUGCCUUUAAGGACCGAGUACCUGAGUAUCCUGCGUGGUUUGAGCCCUUCGUCAUCCAGUGGCUGGACGAGAAUGAGGAAGUGUCCCGGGAUUUCUUGCACGGAGCCCUGGAGCGAGACAAGAAGGACGGGUUCCAACAGACUUCAGAGCAUGCCCUGUUCUCUUGCUCCGUGGUGGAUGUCUUCUCCCAGCUCAAUCAGAGCUUUGAGAUCAUCAAGAAACUUGAGUGUCCUGACCCCCAGAUCGUGGGUCACUACAUGAGGCGCUUUGCCAAGACCAUCAGUAAUGUGCUCCUCCAGUAUGCGGACAUCAUCUCCAAGGACUUCGCCUCCUACUGCUCCAAGGAGAAGGAGAAAGUGCCCUGCAUCCUCAUGAACAACACUCAGCAGCUGCGAGUUCAGCUAGAGAAGAUGUUCGAAGCCAUGGGAGGAAAGGAGCUGGAUGCUGAGGCCAGUGACAUCUUGAAGGAGCUACAGGUGAAACUCAACAACGUCUUAGAUGAGCUCAGCCGGGUGUUUGCUACCAGCUUCCAGCCACACAUUGAAGAUUGUGUCAAGCAAAUGGGUGACAUCCUUAGCCAGGUGAAAGGCACAGGCAAUGUGCCAGCCAGUGCCUGCAGCAGUGUGGCCCAGGAUGCCGACAAUGUACUGCAACCCAUCAUGGACCUGCUGGACAGCAACCUGACUCUCUUUGCCAAAAUCUGUGAGAAGACGGUGCUGAAGCGGGUGCUGAAGGAGUUAUGGAAGCUGGUCAUGAACACCAUGGAGAAGACCAUCGUCCUGCCACCCCUCACUGACCAGACGAUGAUCGGCAACCUCUUGAGAAAACAUGGCAAGGGAUUAGAAAAGGGCAGGGCGAAAGUGCCAAGCCACUCAGAUGGAACCCAGAUGAUCUUCAAUGCAGCCAAGGAGCUGGGUCAGCUGUCUAAACUCAAGGACCACAUGGUACGAGAAGAAGCCAAGAGCUUGACCCCGAAGCAGUGUGCAGUUGUUGAGCUGGCCCUGGACACUAUCAAGCAAUACUUCCAUGCGGGUGGCGUGGGCCUCAAGAAAACCUUCCUGGAGAAGAGUCCAGACCUGCAGUCCCUGCGCUACGCCCUGUCCCUCUACACGCAGGCCACCGACCUGCUCAUCAAGACAUUCGUGCAGACGCAGUCGGCCCAGGGCUCGGGUGUGGAAGACCCUGUGGGUGAAGUCUCCGUCCAUGUAGAGCUCUUCACUCAUCCAGGAACUGGGGAACACAAGGUCACAGUGAAAGUGGUGGCUGCCAAUGACCUCAAGUGGCAGACUUCUGGCAUUUUCCGGCCAUUCAUCGAGGUCAACAUCAUCGGGCCCCAGCUCAGUGACAAGAAACGCAAGUUUGCGACCAAAUCUAAGAACAACAGCUGGGCCCCAAAGUACAAUGAGAGCUUCCAGUUCACGCUGAGCGCCGAAGCGGGCCCGGAGUGCUAUGAGCUGCAGGUGUGCGUCAAGGACUACUGCUUCGCGCGCGAGGACCGCACAGUGGGGCUGGCCGUGCUGCAGCUGCGCGAGCUGGUCCAGCGCGGGAGCGCCGCCUGCUGGCUGCCGCUUGGCCGCCGCAUCCACAUGGACGACACGGGCCUCACGGUGCUGCGCAUCCUGUCGCAACGCAGCAACGAUGAGGUGGCCAAGGAGUUCGUCAAGCUUAAGUCGGACACGCGCUCCGCCGAGGAGGGCGGGGCCGCGCCUGCUCCAUAGCGUGGGGCACGCAGGCGGGCACCACUGCGCCUGCGCAGAGCGCACGGGGUGGGGCGGCGCCCGCGAGCUGGGACCUCCCAGGGGGCGAGUGUCCGCACUCUGUGCUGAGGUUGGGCUGCACCUGCGCCCUGGAUUUAGUUCCCCCUCUGUGGAAAGGUGAAUGGCAACGCCCCGCCCCCUCAGGAGGCCACGCAGUGGGGCGCGAGGAAGGAAGAAGGCACAUCCCCCUACUUGAGGCCACUCCCCCAUCGUCUAGGGGGACUUUCGAGCUGGGAUGGGAGGAAAACCCACCCCCUAGUAAGGAGGCCAGGUCCCAGGGCUGUGGUACCGGGAGGCUCUGUCUCCUGCACCCUGGGGAAGCCAUAAGAUGGGUCCCCAACCCCUGGGGCCCAAGAUCAGUUUGCCAAGUAUGGAACUCUCAGCUCCCUCGAGGGGCGGGCUCUGGGCAAGGGGCAGGGCUUCCUGGAGCGCCUCCUAGGGUGGUCUGGGGCCUGGAGGGACUAGGGUGGUGAUUGGAGGGCCCCCCGGGUCAGAGUCCCUUUUGAUGUUUGUGCAAAAAAUAGGGAAGGGGGGAGGAUGGAAUUUCAAAAGCACAUGCGCCCUUGGGCGCCCAAACCCUGGGGACCAAGGGGUCGGCUUUGGGGCUCCCGCGCCGUCCCCACUUCCCUAUGGGGGUUUGCCUCCCUUUUCCCCCCCACAUACCCAAUCCUCAUAUCGUAGAGUUCAACCCACCCAUUUGACGACGAAACUGAGGCCCGGAGAGCUGCCUGAGACAAUGCCGAGGGUCCCAGUGCCACACCCUCUCCCCAUUCCCUUUGGCCUGUGUGCCCCAUUGAAGGGUGGGCUGAGAUCGGAUGACCCGAUACAGCUCCCCAUUGCUGCUAAUCCCCCUUAGGGGACCUCCCCCAACCCUUAAAGGGAUGGGGGUCCUGGGCCAAGACCCCCAGUGCCCCCUCCCAUCUCUGGUUGCCAAGCAAAACCCCUGCCCUCAGCACUUUCCAGUGGGACCCCACGGGGAGAUACCCUGAGAACUCUUGACCUCCCGCCAAAAAAGCGUGAAGGUUUGGGAUUCCCUGGACCCAGUCCCCUAAGCCAACCCCUUCUUCCUUCCCCAGAAUGCUCCAGUCAGGAAAGAACAGAAAGAGACCAGAAACUCGAGGGUGUGUGUGUGUGUGUGUGUGUGUGUGUGUGUGUGUGUGUUGGGAGCUUCCACAGGUCACAGGAUACCCCGGGGGGGGGGGGCCUCUAGCUGCCUGAAACUCUUCCUCCUGCAGGGAUGUUGGGGCAGUUUGGCCAGAGUCUAAUUUCCCCAUUUUAGCGCAUGCAGGCAUUUUGGGAAACAUUUUGGGAAAGGUUGGCAAGGCUUGUCUUUGCCCAGAAUCUGCUUUUCCACGUUGGACCAGUGUGUAUGUCAUGGGAUUUUUUUCUGCCAGGUUGAUAAAUACAGGAUUGUGCUGUGCUAGGGAGAAAUUAAAACAGAGGGAUGAGAUGAGGAUUAGCUGCGCUCUCGGAGUGGUGGAGCCUACGUCAGAUGGGGAAGGUGAGGGAGGGCUUUCUCUGGAGGUGAAAAGUGAGAAGGAACCACCCAUUGGAGAGAAAAGAGCUCCAGGCAGCAGGAACAGCAGGUGCAAAGGCUAGGAGGUAGGCUGACUUGAAGCACAGCCAGGUCAGCGUGGCUAGAGCUGAGCCAGCGAGUGGGGUACUGGGGGAUGGUGAUGAGGUUGGGGACACCUGCAGAGGUAUCAAACCAGGUCUUGUACGCUGCCCUGGGGAGUUUUGAUUUUACCCUCAGACGCUUGGGGGCCCCAGGAGAUUUUAAAGCUGAGGAGGGUCUGAUUUCAGGUUUUGAAAUCUUCCUCUGGCUACGUCAUGAAGAAUGGACUGAUGGUGGGGGCGAGAGGACAAAAUGCUUUCAGGACACUGACAUUAAUUCUUGGAAAGACUUUGGAGUAUAUAUUUAAAACUCUGCCUAGAUGAGCCCCAGGGUCCCUGGGUACAGAUGUCCCAGUUGUGCACUGCCGAGGGGUUGAGCAUCUCUAAGGAGGCCGUGUGCAAAUUGAGUGUUGUAUGUUUAUGAUAAUGGUUUCCCCAUCCGUGAACAAGAGUCUGGAAGAAGCGACACUGUUUUCUCAUCUACCCGGAAGCAUUUGUGUGUUCCUCUAAAUUCAGGCAGGUUGAAGUGACCGAAGGUUCUGAACCAGACAUUAGGACGAAAGUUCUCCUUCAGGAUGGUGGGGAAGGUGGGCCCCAGCCAGGGGCAAGGGACAGGCUGAGAGGUGGCUUGGGGAGAACGUGGAGUCUCCACCACAAGGACUGAGAGGCAGAUUUGAACUUCAGACCAUCCAAGAGGUGGAGGUGCGCUGGGCGGUUCACUUGGAGUUGAAAACGCCAGCAACACCCAAAGGGGAGGUAAUCUGUGAUCUGGGGUGGGUUCUGAAAGAUUUUUUUGAUGACUGGCAGGAAAAGGGGGAGCUGAGCUUCUGCCGGAGAGAGCCAAGGUAUUUCCCAAAAGAUUCAUCGGGAGGCUCUCUGGUCAAAGCGCGCGCGUGCGUGCGUGCGUGUGUGCGUGCGUGUGUGUGUGUGUGUGUGUGUGUGUGUAGGAUUCCCCAGCACUGGCCCAGGCACAUGAAGGAAGCCUCAGGGAGUAUUUGUCAAAUGACACUCUGACUCCCAGGCUAGAACUGUUUUGGAAAUUUCCUCCCUCUUCUUUCUCCCAGAGAACUCCUACUCCUUCCUCAAAACUCAUCACAAAUUUUCCCUUCUGUAGAAAACACUCUCUGAUCCCCCUUAGGACUUCCCCAGCCUCUGUCCCUCCUCCUCUGUCUGUCCCUUCCCCAGCCUCUGUCUCUGAUGCCAUGGGGCUAGGGGUGUCUGUGAAAGGCUCUCUGGGCACAGGGGGAUGGCAGGGAGGGGAUGCCUAGUUGAACUAUGUCUCGGGCAGGGGGUUCUGUGUGUGCCCAUGCAUCCACAUGUGUGUCUGUCCGUACCAGCCUCCCCCUCCCACACAGAUCUGGGCACUCAGGAGAUCUUCCAGUCAGAGAUGGGGAGAUACAGAGACAGAGAAAGGAGAAAAAGCAAAAACAGGUUUCUAGAAGGAAGAGGGUCCCCUGCUCUCUCUGGCUCUCACCAGUCUGUCCUCGAAGGAUUUACCUAAAAUGAGGAGGCACCCAGUCGCAUCCCUCAGUCCUGAUUCUCAGGCACCACAGCCUGAAACCUCACCAUGCCUCCAUCACAGAUGAAAAAAAAAAAAAAAUUAGCCAACUAGAAA